AUGGGAAUUUAUUCGAAUUGAUAAUUGAUGUGGAUUGCACAAAUUACAAAACAAAAAACAUAUGUGCAGAUUGUGAUAACAAAUGUUCUUAUAAUUUUUUAAAAUUUUACAAGAAAUAAACCAUGGAUAUUCCGCUGCUUCUAGCCAUCGCAUCAGCCGUGUUCAUUAUAAUAAUAAGUUUAACUUUUUACCUCAAAUCAAAGUCUCAAGAAAAAUCUGAGCGACCCAGGCCCCUCCCUAAUCGGCCCAGAGAAGGCGCUCCAAGGAGAGCACAAGUUGCUAGAAAUAGAGGGGCUCGUUUGAGAGCUAAUGUUCAAAAUCAAGAUGACAACGAUUCAGAGGUAGAAGAAGCUCAAGAAAGACAUGAUAUCAAAUUGCCAGAUGGAAAAGUUGGGGCCAAAAAGAUGGCAAAACUUGAAGCCAAGGCUGAGAAAAAAGCCGCUAGAGAAGCUGAAGAACACAUAAGAGCUGAAAGGAAGAAGAAAACUGAACUAGAAGAAGCAGAAAGACUAAAACAAAAAGAACAAGAGGAUGCUAAAGAAAAGGAAAGGGAAGAAGCUGAGAGGAAAAUCAAAGAAGAAAAAGAACGUAAGGAACUUGAAGAAUACUUGCAAAUGAAGGAAGCUUUUUCAGUUGAAGAAGAGGGUUAUGAAGAAGGUGAAGAAGGGGAGUCACAAAACCUACUCCAAGAAUUUGUUAACUACAUCAAACAAAACAAAGUAGUUAUCAUUGAAGAUCUGGCAGCACAUUUCAAACUUAAAACUCAAGCAUGUAUAGACAGAAUUAAAGACCUCCAAAAAGAUGACAUAUUGAGUGGAGUCAUAGACGACAGAGGAAAGUUUAUUUUUGUAUCUCCUAGUGAAAUGGAAGCUGUAGCAAAGUUCAUUAGGCAAAGAGGCAGAGUUUCAAUAACUGAAUUAGCUGAGAGUAGUAAUCAAUUGAUUAACUUGGUACCAUCUAGCACAAGUUGUACUUAAUUAUAUGUAACCUUUGUAUUUUGUGUACAUAAAUAAAAUGAUUGUCAAUAAGUGAAAAAACAUUUAUUUUACCAAUAAUCAUAAUCAAAAGAGAAAAUAUAAAUUCAUUAUAAAAAGCAAAUUAAUUUGAAUAUGUUUUUUUGUAUUUUUUUAAUUUCAUUUGUGUUGUUUACUCAUCAUUUUCAUCUUCAGACGCCUCUUCUUCACUUGUAACAUCUGGAUCGUCACCUUCUGAGAUACACUUAGGACAAAGACAAGUGAAAAGGUAAUUCUCUUUCAAAUAUUUUUGUCUGGAAUGUCUUGACCUAUGCAGUUCGCACUCAUCCAGAUAGCUGAUGCAAAUUUCUUCACCUGGCUCUAUGUUCUUCUUGGACACAAGAGAUAAU
Ceutorhynchus assimilis (cabbage seed weevil) is the source of this 1363-nucleotide messenger RNA. The record is from the annotation of a GenBank genome assembly. NCBI's taxonomy places the organism in Eukaryota, Metazoa, Arthropoda, Insecta, Coleoptera, Curculionidae.